Eremomyces bilateralis CBS 781.70 is the source of this 2154-nucleotide messenger RNA. RefSeq lists its product as uncharacterized. Lineage: Eukaryota; Fungi; Ascomycota; Dothideomycetes; Eremomycetales; Eremomycetaceae. The record is from RefSeq and is a predicted model, not a curated record. The transcript has 4 exons. The coding region runs from base 1 to 2154 and encodes 717 amino acids.
AUGAGCGGACCACCAUAUGGGCAGCCUCCAUAUGGAGGGCCUUCCAACUAUGAGCAACCGUACGGUUCAAGCCCGACGCAACAGUAUGGGCCGCCUCAGUACCCCCCAUCCAAUCAGCAGCGAGGGCCUCCUUACCGCGGGCCGCCAAAUUUUAGUCACCAUCAAGCCAAGCGGCAAAAGGGGAACGCAGUGGUGACUCGGUACCCUCCUCCGCCGAACUAUCGGCAACAGCCGGGUCAGCAGAAUAUGCCUUUCAAUCAGAAUCAACAUCCGUCUCCCACUGGACCCUAUCCACCAAAUGGAUUCCCUCCGCAACAGCAACCUCCCCAAGGUUACCCACCUCAAGGGUACCAGCCGCCGCAAACUCCUCAAAACCAAGGAUAUGGCCCUCCGCCGCCACAAGGGUAUCCCCAACCACCGCCACAGCCGCCAUACCAGCAGCCACCCAAUUAUCAGCAGAACCAAGGAUACCCUCCGCCGCCUCAGCAGUAUCCUCCACCGCCUAAUCCUCCCCAACCUAAUUACCCUUCCUCUCAGCAAUACCCGCCUCAGCAGUAUCCGCCUCAACAGGGAUAUCCGCCUCAGCAAGGGUACCAGCAACCUCCGCCUGCCAAUCCUGGGUUUCAAGGUCCGCCAAAUCAAUAUCCGCCUCAGCAACAGUACCCCGGUCCAUAUCAGCCACAGCAAGGCUUCCAGGGACAGCAAGGAGCUCCUAAUUAUCCUCCUCAACAAGGACAAUAUCCUCCACGUCUAGGUCCGACAUCGAAGACAUGGCCUCCACCGGGUUACAAGGCCCCGCCCUCAGAUCCGCAGGCCCAACGUCAAGGUUCUCAUGGAAAUUUUGGUCAAGGUCUAGACCCUACUCAACGACAGGCCAGCGGAACUCCAUCAGCAACGCCAGCUGAGUCUACAGUCGGCCAGAACCGUCCGCCAAGCCCUCCGGCUUAUGUUAACAAGAGUAUCUACUCGGACGAGGACGAUUGGAAUCUUGACUUUGAUGGGGCUUUAUGGCCCAAGGCAACCGAUCCCAUCAAUAAUGAAUUUAGCAUUGGGAUUACUGUAUGGCACCCUCCGAAGCUGGUAACGCGAGCCUUGCCGGCCACGUAUGCGGAGUGCGAGCUUCUGAACAAGCGUCCAAAUGAUCCACCGUUGGAGAAUGGGAACUCUAUCUCAACCUACUUCACUCUCAGCAAUUCUUGGAAUGCGUUCCUCAAUAUCCGACAGACGGACGACUGGGAGCACAUGGCGGAAGACCCGAUCUUUAGAGAAUUCCCCGAUCAGGGCGAGCUCAUUCACAUGGAUGAGGUCCGUCAACAAUGGCGGAAUCGACCUGCUCUCGCCGAUGACAAGAAAGACGUACCCAUGGUAGAUGCUGGACGUACUGAAGAGGGCGAGGUGGCGGAUGAUAACCGAAAUAAGGCCUGGAAUGUGAUGGAUAACCUAGAGCAAGCUCUUUUCGGAGAGGAUUCGUCCAAAGCUCGCGACAAGCAGUCCCAAGACAUUUCCGCCUACAGUCCGCCUGCAUCAACCCCUAUCAUUCCACAUAUGCGGAACGGUGUGGCUCAGGAAGUCUUUUCUGAGAGAAGACACAAUGGCUCACCGAAGGCUGGUUAUCCAACGCCCCGUCCUUAUGGCCGUUCAUCCAGUCGGAACGGGUCAUCAGACAGGCGUUCAUCCAGUUACCACCAUAAGCCACCCUCGGACUUCCAUUCUAAUAAGAACAUGCACGGUUACAAUCAUCAUGCCGGACCUGGGGCAAAUCGAUCACCACCAAGAGCUUCGCCACCCCGCCGACCCUCUCCUUUCCUCGAUGCCUGGUCUACUGACACCGGCGAUGGAGCAAAUGGCCACGGACCAUUCCACAGUGCCGACUCUCCUCGAUCCGUCAACAGUAACCGCACUCAAAUCGGUUCUGAUUUCGCCGACCCAGCCGACCCAAACACCCAGCUCGUCGGGGAAUCGCAAGCCGCGACUCUGGGCGUGGAAAAGACCCGACACCGUGAUUAUCCGCGGUCGCACAGCGGUUCAAGGAAACGGAGCUAUGCGGACACGGACUUCGCGAGGGAGACGCAGGACUCGGACCGGCAUCGGCAGAGCGAAGAUCCAUCCCGGUCGAGGAAGAGGCCGUCCCGAGCCGCCGCAGCUUACGGGUGA